This is a messenger RNA of Rhineura floridana, 2345 nucleotides long. RefSeq names its product SOSS complex subunit B1-like. NCBI's taxonomy places the organism in Eukaryota, Metazoa, Chordata, Lepidosauria, Squamata, Rhineuridae. The transcript is spliced from 8 exons. The record is from RefSeq and is a predicted model, not a curated record. Gene Ontology annotation, biological process: response to ionizing radiation; mitotic cell cycle checkpoint signaling; double-strand break repair via homologous recombination. Gene Ontology annotation, cellular component: endoplasmic reticulum; SOSS complex. The coding region runs from base 222 to 857 and encodes 211 amino acids. Gene Ontology annotation, molecular function: DNA binding.
UGGAACAUUCCUGCAUGUCGAAAGACAGCCAUGUACCGCGAUUGGCUGCGCUAGACGCAGCAGGAUACUUCCUGGAAUGUCUGCUCCUCAACGUUCCUCCAGGGCUGAGUGAACUGUAACCCAGGCAAGGAUGUUUCCUUGAAAUUCGUUUUCUACACAUACUAAAGAAGUUUUGCUGUACAGUACUCAAAACAGAUAUUGGAAAUCAAAAGCCAUUCAACAUGACGACAGAAACUUUGGUGAAGGACAUUAAACCAGGCUUGAAAAACCUAAAUCUUAUUUUCAUUGUGCUGGAAACAGGCCGGGUGACCAAGACGAAGGAUGGCCAUGAAGUGCGGACGUGUAAAGUAGCCGACAGAACUGGCAGCAUAAACAUCUCUGUGUGGGAUGACGUUGGCAACCUAAUCCAGCCAGGAGACAUCAUCCGACUCACCAAAGGGUAUGCAUCUGUGUUCAAAGGCUGCUUGACUCUGUAUACUGGACGUGGAGGAGACCUGCAGAAAGUGGGAGAGUUUUGUAUGGUUUACUCAGAAGUGCCAAAUUUCAGUGAGCCAAACCCAGAGUAUGUUGCCCAGCAGUCGCAAAACAAAAAUACACAGAAUGACAAUGCAGCACCCACAGCCUCCCAAACCACCCCAGGACCCUCAACAUCAUCAGCAGCCACUGACAACCAGAAUGGCAAUGGGUUGAUCACCUCUGGCUCAGGCAGCUCCACACACCCACCUGUUGUCCCCACUCACCCCACCAGCGGUCGCAUCACCCGGAGUCAGCCCAACCACCAGAGUGGGAACUCAUCGGGGUCAUCCUCUAAUCCAGUCAGUAAUGGCAAAGAGACACGGCGCAGCAGCAAGAGAUAACAAGUACAGGUUUAGGGUUGCUUUUCUGCUUCUUCCCUUCACUGCCUGCUGUGUUACCGUUUGCUUCUUGCUAACCGGUUUUGAGCAGAGCAGCUGAUACUGAAGGAGGAGAGAUGGAUACCAGGCUGGAGUAGAGACUAUGACGUGUAUGAAACCAACUUGUGUUUAGCCACUGAAAUUGACUUUUUAAUGUGUGAUGCUGGGUGAGGGAUAUGGUCUUCAGUGUGUUUAUAAUAGUAUUCCAGGUCCAACGUGUUCCUUUCAGGAUUCCUGUAUAUCCUCACUGUUUGCAGGAAAUUAACAUGAUUGUCCUCCCAACUUUUUGCCUGAUGGUAUGUCAUUCCUAUCCAUUACCUUUCCAGAUAAUAUGCUCCUGUACUGUGCUACAGGCAUAUGUCUUUGAAUUUGGCUCCCUUUGUUAUAAGUCUAGAAUCCUUAAAGCAGAGGUAGGGAACCUGUGACUCUGCAGGUGUUGCUUGAGUCCAACUCCUGUUAGCCCCAGCCAGUAUGGCCUAUGGUUGGCAUGAUGGGAGUUGUAGUAGUCCAACAACAUUUGUAAGGCCACAAGUUCCCCAUCUCUAGUUUAAAAGUAUUUAUUGUGGACUUGUGAUAAAGUCUAUGAAACCAUCCUCAACUGAGUGGUUUUGGGCUAAAUAACAAGUUGUGUUUCAAUUUCUAUAAGGCUCUUAGGUUUCAUGAGAUGUCUUGUAUGGAGGAGGUGUAGCUAGGCAAACAAAUAGACUUUAUGCCACUUUUUCUCAGCCAAACUCUCAGUCUGAAUGACUCCCAGAACUGUCCAACAAGAUGACACCGUUUACUGUAUUCCCAAAUAUAUUCUUGAUUGAUAUUGUAGCUUACAGCAUCCUGUAGGUAGGUUUCUGUAGAUGUAAUGAUGAUGAUAGAUUUAGAGGUGUGGCAAAAUUGACAAGAAAAGAAGCUUUGUUUUAAAAAAAUCCCAAAUUUUAAUUAUGAUUUUACUGUGUUUUUAAUUUGGAUUAUUGUGCAGAAAACUUGAAACAGAUGUGUUUAUUCCAGUAGGCCUCAGUAUGACUGGUGCUGGCAAUUGGCAGUAUUGGGACCAUAUCUGCUGGUGCCUAGCAGGCACAAGUCAGUACUGCCAACUUGAUAUUCACUUGGUGCAAGGCCCAGGUGUGAUGCAUGUUUACCUCUGAACUAGCAGAUCCUUGUGUGAAGUAAGAAAGCUACUCGGAGCCCCCUGUAACAUUACAGAAAUCUUUGGGGGUAUUUGUUUAUAUGUUCCAUGUCCUCCUCCUUCCUCUCUCCUAACAUUUAAGAGGUCCUUUUAAAUGAUUAUGUUCCUAGAAAGCCAUAGAUAGCCCUGGUUUCAAACAUCUGAAGGAACAUGAGGAAUUAUCAAUGGAUUAUUAGAAAGUUUUGAAGGGAUGAUGGGAUUACAUUUUAACACUAAAAAUAUUUUGCCAAACUUAACAUAAUUUCUUGAAAGCCAAUAAAAUUGUUCAAAAUACA